AAAGGGAACAUGGCCGGUGCCAUCGUCACCGGAUCUUUUGAGCCUUAAAUAAGGACUAUGUCCGCUGCGAGGCUUUCUGUUCUCUCUCGCUCUCUCGAUUUCUAUUUCUAUCUCUUUCUGUCAUCCAUUUCUCUCUCUCUCUCUCGAACCAUAUCUCUCUCGCAAACCAUACCAAGGCUGCCUUUCUCUUUCUCUUUAUCUGAAAUCACAAAUCUCAUAAAGAAAUCCAACCCACCCUUCUUUAAAGUUAUAAGAGAGAGAAACCCAAACACUGCAAUUAUUCACUUUUCUUUACAUUCCUUCUUCCCUUUUCUUACUGUAUCAUCCUCCUUUCUCUCUUUAUCACCACCUCUGCUACCUCGUCCUUUCUUAUUGCUAUCUCUUUUUCCCACACUAUCGCAUCAUACUCUGCGUUGACACCUACGGAGAGUGGUUUCUGGCAGGCUCUCUGCACUUUCGAGAUAGCAGAUAGCUGGAGUUUUAAACAUUAUCUACUCUAAAUUUUCUGUAAAGCUGUUAUAAGGAGGAUUUCAGGCAAUGUCUAGCUCUACAAAAGCUCUGGAUCCUGCAUUUCAGGGAGUGGGUCAGAGACCAGGGACUGAAAUUUGGCGAAUUGAGAAUUUUCAGCCAGUUCCACUGCCAAAAUCUGAUUAUGGAAAAUUCUACAUGGGGGACUCUUACAUUGUUUUGCAGACGACAUCUGGCAAGGGGGGCGCUUAUCUCUAUGACAUACACUUCUGGAUUGGAAAAGAUACGAGUCAGGAUGAAGCUGGAACAGCAGCUAUCAAAACAGUUGAACUUGAUGCAGUUCUUGGAGGGCGUGCUGUUCAGCACAGAGAAAUACAAGGCCAUGAAUCUGACAAAUUUCUGUCCUACUUCAAACCUUGCAUCAUACCAUUAGAGGGGGGUGUUGCAUCUGGAUUCAAGAAACCUGAGGAAGAAGUAUUUGAAACGCGGUUGUAUGUCUGUAGGGGAAAACGUGUUGUCAGAAUGAAGCAGGUUCCCUUUGCCCGCUCUUCACUGAAUCAUGAUGAUGUAUUUAUCUUAGACACUGAGAAAAAGAUCUAUCAGUUCAAUGGUGCAAAUUCCAAUAUCCAGGAAAGGGCCAAGGCAUUGGAAGUAAUUCAGUUUUUGAAGGAAAAAUAUCAUGAGGGGACAUGUGAUGUUGCAAUUGUUGAUGAUGGAAAAUUAGACACUGAGUCAGACUCAGGUGAAUUUUGGGUUCUCUUUGGUGGUUUUGCUCCAAUUGGAAAAAAGGUUGUUGGUGAAGACGAUAUUGUCCCAGAGACAACACCUGCUAAAUUAUAUAGCAUCACUGAUGGUGAGGUGAAGGCUGUAGAAGGUGAAUUGUCCAAAGGCCUGUUGGAAAACAACAAAUGCUAUCUACUUGACUGUGGUGCUGAGAUAUUUGUGUGGGUUGGCCGUGUGACACAAGUGGAGGAAAGAAAAGCUGCCAGCCAGGCUGCUGAGGAAUUUGUUGUGAGCCAAAACAGGCCAAAAGCUACUCGUAUAACCCGGGUUAUUCAAGGAUAUGAGACACAUUCAUUCAAAUCAAACUUUGAUUCCUGGCCAGCUGGGUCAGCAGCUCCUGGUGCCGAAGAAGGAAGAGGAAAAGUAGCAGCUUUGCUGAAGCAACAAGGUGUUGGUGUCAAGGGUAUGGCAAAAAGUGCCCCUGUUAAUGAGGAAGUCCCACCUUUGCUUGAAGGAGGUGGAAAGAUGGAGGUGUGGUGCAUCAAUGGUAGUGCAAAGACUCCAUUGCCUAAGGAAGAUAUUGGUAAAUUUUAUAGUGGAGAUUGCUACAUCAUACUUUACACCUACCACUCAGGUGAUAGGAAAGAAGAUUACCUUUUGUGCUGUUGGUUUGGAAAAGACAGCAUAGAGGAGGACCAGAAGAUGGCUGUUCGGUUGUCCAAUACAAUGUCCAACUCACUUAAAGGAAGACCUGUUCAGGGUCGCAUUUUUCAAGGCAAGGAGCCACCACAAUUCAUUGCACUUUUUCAGCCAAUGGUAGUUCUCAAGGGUGGUUUGAGCUCUGGGUACAAGAAAUAUGUAGAAGAGAAAGGAUUGACUGAUGAAACUUAUACAUCAGAUUGUGUUGCACUCUUUCGGAUAUCUGGAACUUCAGUUCAUAAUAACAAGACAGUACAAGUAGAUGCGGUGGCAACAUCUUUGAAUUCUACAGAGUGCUUCCUUCUGCAAUCUGGCUCUUCUGUUUUCACAUGGCAUGGGAAUCAAAGUACCUUCGAGCAGCAGCAAUUAUCUGCAAAAAUUGCUGAAUUUUUGAAGCCUGGAGUUGCUUUGAAACAUGCUAAAGAGGGAACCGAAAGUUCGGCAUUCUGGUUUGCACUUGGAGGCAAACAAAGUUACACCAGCAAAAAAGCUUCUCCAGAAAUUGCCAGAGAUCCCCACCUGUUCACUUUCUCAUUUAAUAAAGGAAAAUUUCAGGUUGAGGAAGUUUACAACUUUUCCCAAGAUGAUCUAUUGACUGAGGAUAUUUUGAUACUUGAUACGCAUGCUGAAGUUUUUGUUUGGGUUGGUCAAUCUGUAGAUCCCAAAGAAAAGCAGAACGCUUUUGACAUUGCCCAGAAAUACAUAGAAAUGGCUGCAUCUCUUGAGGGUUUGGCUCCAAAUGUGCCACUCUACAAGGUUACUGAGGGAAACGAACCAUCAUUUUUCACAACAUUCUUCUCAUGGGAUCCUACAAAAGCCAUGGUUGCAGGAAACUCAUUCCAAAAGAAGGCAGCAUUACUCUUUGGUGUAGGACAUCAUGCUGCAGAGGACAAGUCCAAUGGAAAUCAAGGAGGACAAACUCAAAGGGCUUCUGCUUUAGCUGCCUUGUCUUCUGCAUUUAACCCAUCUUCUGGGAAGUCAUCCUCUACAGCCCAGGAUAGGUCAAAUGGGUCUAAUCAAGGAGGACCGACACAAAGAGCUUCAGCUUUGGCUGCUUUGAACUCUGCAUUUAAUACAUCAUCUGGAUCCAAAAGUACUGCUUCAAGGACAUCUGGACCAGGUCAGGGAUCACAAAGAGCUGCGGCUGUAGCUGCUUUAUCAUCAGUUCUUACUGCUGAAAAGAAGAAAACGCCUGAAACCUCCCCUUCAGGCAGUCCUCCCCCAGAAACUAAGCUUCCUGCUGCAGGGAAGAGUGAUAAUUCACUUUCGGAAAUGGAGGGUUCUGAAGAAGUUGCAGAAGUUAAGGAAACGGAGGAAGUUGCAUCUGUUUCUGAAAGUAUUGGGGAGGAUUCAGAGCCAAAACUAGACAAUGAGCAGGAAGAGAAUAGUAAUGGAAGCAGUGAUAGUACAUUCAGUUAUGAUCAACUGAAGGCUCAUUCUGACAAUCCUGUAACUGGAAUCGAUUUUAAACGGAGAGAGGCCUAUCUGUCAGAGGAGGAUUUCCAGACUGUAUUCGGGAUGACAAAAGAUGCCUUCUAUAAAUUGCCGAAAUGGAAGCAGGAAUUGCAGAAGAGGAAAGUUGAUUUAUUUUAGAUUAUCACAUCCAUCAAAAAGAUUUCUCUGCUUUAUGCUUCGACUUACACUUCUUCAUUCGUUAUGGUCACUGCUCUUUUGAAAAAAAUUGCUGCUUCCUUGGUCAUCCUUGCCUGGCUUGCUGUGUCUAGCAUUUCAGUAAUUUGCUCUUUGAUGAAUCUAUCUGUGAUCAGCAUCCAUAUUUGUUGUGAUUAUGCCUGAGAGUGAGUUUUUUCCUUGUCUUUUUCGUUAUAAUCUUCUGCUGCCUCUUUGUAAUGAUACCCAAAUUGUAGUUUUUACAGGCAGUUGGCAGGUCAUAUUCUUUCAUUUGGUCAGUAAUGUAUCUCAUUUUGUGAUUUAUUUUGACUUCUUUUUUCAUUUUUUUUUUCUACUUUUUAUUUGCUAAGAUGAAAGGGGGGAGGUAUAUGUAUUUGCUUUUGUACUUAAAAACUUCCAAUAUUCAGGAAUGAAAAUUUGUUGUUUGGAAUAAUAGUCUUGCUGCAUGCACAUUUGGUA
Molecule: messenger RNA, 3978 nt
Organism: Hevea brasiliensis (rubber tree)
Lineage: Eukaryota; Viridiplantae; Streptophyta; Magnoliopsida; Malpighiales; Euphorbiaceae
Product: villin-3
Exons: 24
Coding region: 538-3483 (981 amino acids)
Biological process (GO): cytoskeleton organization; actin filament severing
Molecular function (GO): actin filament binding
Source: RefSeq, a predicted model, not a curated record